Messenger RNA from Lineus longissimus, 3965 nucleotides. RefSeq names its product ankyrin repeat domain-containing protein 10-like. The transcript has 5 exons. Gene Ontology annotation, molecular function: protein binding. Lineage: Eukaryota; Metazoa; Nemertea; Pilidiophora; Heteronemertea; Lineidae. The coding region runs from base 117 to 1085 and encodes 322 amino acids. The record is from RefSeq and is a predicted model, not a curated record.
CAUUCCACGCACUGGCAGAGAGUUCGGGGAAGAAAUUUUCAUCGAAUAUUCUCAUCAAUUUUUUCGAUUCUGGGCGAAAUUUCUCGUUUAAUUGACUGUCUGUGAAAAGUAGGAGUAUGGAAGAAGUGUCCUCGUUCAACCACUGGGGCAAAUCUAGCGAGGAGAUCCUUAAAGAACAUUUUCCGCUCCACCGCUGCUGCCGUGAUGGCGAUGUGGAACAACUUUCUUUGUUGAUUAAGGAAUCUCCGCACAAUAUCUUCACAGAAGACAGCUUUUACGGCUGGACGCCCGCACAUUGGGCAGCUUAUUUUGGCAAGCUGGCUUGUUUGAGGAAAGUCGUGAUGAACGAAACGAUCGGUGUCGACUGUGAUAUUUACACUAGAGAAUUUCAUCAAACUCCAGCCCACCUUGGUGCAUUUGGAGGCCAUCCACAUUUACUGCAUUGGCUCAUUUUGUCGGGCGCUGACAAGAACUCACAGGAUUACCUAGGGGAAACACCGGUGCACAAAGCUGCUAGGACUGGGAGCAUGGAGUGUGUGAGUCUGCUCGCAUCACAUGGAGCGCAGCUAGGAAUCAAGAAUAAAACGAAUCACACUGCCAGCGAGUUAGCGAAGGAACGCGGCUUCCUCGAAUGCUCACGUUACCUCGGCCUAGCAGAACAACGACAGGCACAACAGGAUCUCGCACUCAAACAGACGUACGCAGUAACCAUUCCUGGUGCUACGGAGCCUGGCCACGACGAAAUGGAGAUGGAGGAAUGUUGUCCAACAGCGGGUGGUGUCAUCCCGCCUGGGGCCGUGGCGUCAUCGGAGGGCGAUGUGCUGUUGUAUAACGGAGUCGGCAAGAACUGCGUACCGAUCGCCGGCCGGAAACGAGGGCGGGAAGACAAUGAAGAGGAAACGAUAAAGCGGAUUCGUACAGGAGAGCCGAUGGUACGAAACAUGUGUAAUGGACUCGCAGUUCACCUCGACGACGGAAUGAAUGUCAACACCAGCGCUGUGGAACACCAAAGUGAGGUGGCGAUGCAGCAAGGAUACGAUAGCAUGAUGUGCGACGCUAUGGUCAAUCAUUUCCACGGAUCGUAGGAUUCCAGUGAUUUAAAUGGAUUUCCAGUGGAUUUCCAAUGGAUUUCCAGUGGAUUUCCAGUAGAUUUCCAGUAGAUUUCCAGUAGAUUUCCAGUAGAUUUCCAGUGGAUUUCCAGUGGAUUUCCAGAGCAGAUACCGGUUCUUUGUGGAUUUCCAACAUAUAAACUUCCAGUAAAAACUGGUCAAUUGGACUUUCAUGACCACAGAGUUCUUGCACAAUUUCUAUGGAAAGCUUCAACUGUAUAAUGCAAUGCUGAUACUUGGGACUUUUAGGUCAAUUAUUUAGGACAGUGAAGUACUUCAAGUUCAGAAUUCAAAGAACAAAGUUCUGUCUGGGAAUUUUUUAAGUAGGGGGACCUAGCAGACAAUUUUAAGGGGGUCUACCCCCCAAAAAAAAAUUUAUAUCACCAAAAAGGGUUUUAGUCUCACGGUAGUAGUAUGUUACUGUUGUCAUUCUGACGUAUAUUUUUAACUCCUAACAAAUCACUGUAUGCGUUAUAGCCCAGGGGUAGUAUUGUCAUAUUUGGCUACUUUUGAAGGUUACCAGUUAUUCCAGUUUUGCUGAACUGAGUUUCUAAGUGGAGCAAAUCAGACAAACGGUUCUGUCUCAUGUAAGGAAUGGGAUGUGAUUUUAUGUCUACUAUCCUCGAAAAGCAGAACCAGCGCUGAUUAUUCUUGAAGUCUGUUGAGACCAACUGCCUCUCUAUCUUCAGUCUAUAUACAAAAUGAGUGCAUGUCUGUCGUGGACAUUAAAUCCAGUUAUUGCUACUUGGACUCUUCCUUCCUGUUAUAUGACAACAAGUACCUAAUCGGCCGCAGUGAUGUAUUCGAUUUCCAACAGAGGUUUCAGAAUAGUUUCUAUUGAAUUAUUCGCCGGGAUUGCUAUUUCAGAGUUACUCGUCUGUAGAAAAAAGAAAUGCAAUUUCAAUCAACAUUUGUGUGUAAUUAUGCUGCCAUCGUUUGUUGCGUACCGUGAAGUUUAUUUGUACACCUGCUGAAGUCUGGUAGCUUACUGUCUUGCUAAAAAGCCUGUAUCGGAUAAUGUAAUCGGGAAAAUAUUUGCCGACAUUCUGAUUUUUCGGAAUUUUGAACGAUUUGAUCGAGUUUGAUGCCAGUGUUUGUUUCACUCUGAUGAGCACAGACUCCAGUUCUUUGUGGAUUUCCAGCAUCUAACUCCGGUUAAAACCGGUAGAUUCUAACGUUGUUUUAAUUUUGUUGUAUACGAUACAAUGCUGUAGUUUAGGCUAUUUUUCCUGCCAGUUGUUCAAGUACAAUACGUCAUUUUGUCUCGUAUUAGAGGAAGAAAUCUCAUUAUUGCAGAUUUUUCAGUUUUUUUGAGGUCUUUGUGUCUUGAGUAAUAUUUUUAGCUACAAUUUCACCACAACAUAAAGAGGCAGUUGCAUAAUUAAGGUUGUAAGACGAGUUUGCAUGUAUAUAAGAGGAGCUGUUUUCUGUACAAAACUUAGAAUUCCCUUGAAUCUCCAUCUUCUGUUUCAGAUUAGUUUUUAUGUUUGAUGUUUUUUGGAUGUCACUGUAUGAGAACGAAUUGCUCCGGAUAAGAUUGAUAAUCAAACUGUUUACAGCUACAACUCAGCAGUAUGUGUGGGCUGUAUUGGUCUAGAUAGAAGAACGGUUGUGUGUGUGAUUGAUGUAUAAAUUUAGAAUGUAAUUGUGCUUUAUGAACCGUAACGGUAAGUGGCAGGUACCGUCGUUUGAACACACACCGAGGAAGACCAUGCAAGGGAUCAUGUAUUAUCAGGCAGGCCUCCCAAAUGACUGAGCUCAGGGGAAGGGCUUGGACAAAUGUGUUAAAACGGCCAAGAGGUGUGCUCACUGGUAAAUUUACAAAAUACAGUAGGACCUCUUCAUUAAGGACACUCUCAGGACUGACAAAUGCUGUCCUUAAUAGAGAGGUGUCCUGAUUAGAGAGGUCAAAUUGAAUGGAAAGUACCAAAACUAGUGUCCUUACUAGAGAGGUUGUCCCUAAUAGAGAGGUGUUCGCUAAGGGAGGUUCCACUGUAAUCUUGUUUCCAUCUUGUAGCAAGGUCAUCAUGUCGUCGUUUUCAUAAAUUUCAAGGUCAACUUUUAACCAAUGUGUUACGCUGUAGUGCCCACACAAAAUGAGUUCAUACUCAGUUGUUGUUGUUGAUUUGUUUGUUAUCCGAAAAAAAUUGGCGGUUUCUUCGAUGAUCCAAAUCAUGCCUACAGACCUUCAUCACCAGAUGAACAACUUUUUGUUUCAUUUCAUUGGUCAAUCCAGAAAGUCAACUUUUCCGACAUUAUCGAUAAGCUUCCUCCUGUCCCAGGGAUAUCCAGGAUAGGUCAACUUGGUAAGUGAGAAGACCAGGCUGAUUCUCGGCAAGCUGGGGAAUGUUAUCCUGGCCAUUUGGUUUGAGAUCAAAGAAGUAUGGUGUCGAGUGUUUUAGAGUGUCGCGGCUCAAUUAGUCUGUUUCCCUAUUGAGAGUUGAUGUUGAUUAUCAUGUGCUUCUGUAUUGAUAUUGUAAUGUAGUACAUUUACUUACUCCACAUUGAUAUUACUAUCCAGGGUGAUGUUUACAUUAUGUUCAGAUACAGUGUAUCUCGGAAAAAUGCAACCUUGAAAUAUUUGUAGUAACGUUUCCAGAGACUGACAUUUUGCCUCGCCAGCUCUAUAUCACGACAACAAUAACUGUUGUCCACGCGUAUUGCUUUGGCAGAAUUUAUCAAACAAAAUGUUCAUUACUUGUUCGGACUCUUGUCAGUUUGGCAUGUUUACUGUGUUGUGUAGUGAAACCAUAUUUCAGGGUUGUAUUUCAGGAUGUCCUGAAUGUGUUGAACACAUGCGGUGUUGGCUGACGCUAUAUGAUGUGUUAAAUUUAUUUGUAAGAAGCAAACUGUGAA